GAGCUCACCCUGGGUCUCUCAUGGAGGCGUCUCUAACCAGGGUAGGAAAACAGCAGUUUUGAAUAUCAGUAAUUGGCGUUUGGAGACAAUUGCUUUGCAUGCAACAGGCAGGAAAAUGUGAGGAGAGUGGAAGCUGCCCUUUAAAGACAGGCAUUUUACCUGCAGCAAAAUGGACAGUCCAAGACGAUGAAUGAACAUGAGAACCUCGACUUCUGUGGAUGUUUGGGGAAAGUUCCAGGAUGAGAAGCAAGGCGCAGGCGUGGGAAUAGGAAGGAGGUUCGCUUGCUUUGCGCAGAGGCUGAGCCACAGGAGAAAGCAAAGCCAGUGUGAUUUAUUGAAUGAAAGCGCUGGACAGUUACCAACAACUUGUUCGUCUGCUGCCUCGAACAACCUAAACUGGAACUGCCGUGUGAAAAUGACCCAACAAAUGCAGAAUCUACAUCUUUCUCAGUCGAAGAAACAUAGUGCUCCAUCAUCUCCCAAUGCUGCCAAACGCCUGUACAGAAACCUCUCUGAGAAACUGAAGGGGAGCCACUCUUCAUUUGACGAGGCCUAUUUUCGAGCAAGAACAGACCGGCUGAGCCUCAGAAAGACCUCAGUGAACUUCCAGGGCAAUGAAGCCAUGUUCGAAGCGGUCGAACAACAGGACAUAGAUGCCGUGCAGAUCCUCCUGUAUCAGUACACACCGGAAGAACUAGAUCUCAACACACCCAACAGCGAGGGGCUGACGCCUCUAGAUAUCGCCAUCAUGACCAACAAUGUGCCCAUCGCCAGGAUUCUUCUGAGGAUGGGGGCCCGGGAAAGUCCACACUUUGUCAGCCUGGAAAGCCGAGCAAUGCACCUCGCCACACUGGUGCAGGAAGCCCAGCAGAGGGUGAGUGAACUGUCCGCCCAGGUGGAGAACGAAGGACCCAGUCUGGACAACACAGAGAAAGAGAAACAGCUGAAAGCUUGGGAGUGGAGGUGUCAGCUCUACAGACGCAUGAGGACGGGCUUCGAGCACGCCAGAGCCCCCGAGGUGCCAGCCGGCGCCUGUCUCGUGGUGACCGGCAGCACCACGCUCACCGUCAGCUUUCAGGAGCCUCUUAGUGUCAAUGCCGCAGCAGUAACCAGAUACAAAGUGGAAUGGAGCAUGUCUAAAGACUUUUGUCCUUUGGUUGGAGAAAUCAUCAUGGAAAACCUGCAGACCCUGAGAUGCACAAUCACAGGACUUACAACGGGCCAAAAGUAUUUUGUUCAAGUCUCGGCUUAUAACAUGAAAGGAUGGGGACCUGCUCAGACCACGGUACCGGCAUGUGCCUCGCCUUCUAACUGGAAAGACUAUGACGACAGAGAGCCCAGACACAGGGGACAGAGUGACAUUUUGGAAGGUCUGCUGCAGCAGGUCCAAGCCCUUCAUCAGCAUUAUAGCUGCCGGGAAACUUCAAAAUUACAAACCACGGGCCGCAAGCAGUCAGUCUCAAGGAGCCUGAAACACCUAUUCCAUUCCUCAAAUAAGUUUGUGAAGACCUUAAAACGGGGACUCUACUUAGCCGUUAUAUUUUAUUACAAAGACAAUAUGUUAGUCACCAAUGAAGAUCAAAUACCGAUUGUUGAAAUUGAUGACUCUCACACCAGUUCCAUUACACAAGAUUUUCUGUGGUUCACAAAGCUGUCUUGUAUGUGGGAAGAUAUAAGGUGGUUGAGACAAAGCGUACCUAUCUCCAUGUCCUCAUCCACAGUGCUGCAAACUCGGCAGAAGAUGCUUGCAGCCACAGCCCAGCUACAGAAUUUACUUGGAACACACAACUUGGGAAGAGUUUACUAUGAGCCCAUUAAAGACCGGCAUGGAAACACCCUCAUAGUCACCAUCAGAGAAGUGGAGAUGCUCUAUUCAUUUUUUAAUGGCAAAUGGAUGCAGAUCUCAAAGCUGCAAAGCCAAAGGAAGUCUUUGUCAACACCCGAGGAGCCAACAGCUUUAGACAUUUUACUGAUCACCAUCCAGGAUAUUCUCUCUUAUCACAAAAGGAGUCAUCAGCGUCUCUCUCCUGGAUUAUAUCUGGGUUACCUAAAGCUGUGUAGCUCUGUGGAUCAGAUCAAAGUGCUAGUUACCCAAAAGUUGCCCAACAUUCUCUGCCAUGUGAAGAUCCGUGAAAACAAUAACAUCUCCAAAGAGGAGUGGGAAUGGGUCCAAAAGCUUUCUGGCUCUGAAUCUAUGGAAAGUGUGGAUCAUACUUCUGACUGCCCCAUACAGUUGUUCUUCUACGAGCUCCAGAUGGCAGUGAAAGCUCUCCUUAAGCAGAUCAAUAUACCUCUACACCAGGCAAGGAACUUCCGCCUCUACACACAGGAGGUGUUGGAAAUGGGUCACAAUGUGUCCUUUCUUCUCCUGCUCCCUGCCUCAGACGACGUCUGUACAGCCCCAGGACAGAAUAAUCCUUACACCCCACACUCAGGGUUUCUUAACCUCCCUCUUCAGAUGUUUGAACUUGUUCAUUUUUGCAGCUACAGGGAGAAAUUUAUUAGUCUGUAUUGCCGCCUUUCUGCUGUUGUGGAGCUGGAUUCUCUGAAUACCCAACAGUCCCUGAGGGAAGCGAUCUCAGACAGCGAGGUUGCAGCUGCCAAACAAAGACACCAGCAAGUUUUAGAUUUCAUUCAGCAAACAGAUGAAGUUUGGCGUGAAAUGAGAUGGAUCAUGGAUGCUCUACAGUACGCAAGAUACAAACAACCAGUUUGUGGCUUACCCAUCACAAAGCUGAUAGACCCUUCAGAUGAGCAGAACCUCAAGAAGAUCAACUCUACAUCAUCACAUAUAGACUGUCUUCCAUCCCCAUCCCCAUCCCCAGAAAUGCACAGAAGAAAGGCAGUGAGCGAUUCACAGCCCUGCUCUGAUGAAGAAGGCUGCUCAGAAGUCUUCCUUCCCACCGACAGCGACUAUGACUCCAGUGAUGCUCUGAGCCCCCGAGACCUGGACCUGGUGUACCUGUCAUCACACGACAUCGCCCAGCAAGCACUAAGUGGCCUAAAUGGCAGCGCCCCAGACGUCCUGCAGGUGCAUGACAUGAAGAGUCCUCUGGGGCCGGGCCAGGACCCCCAGGGCCGAGUCCCGGGGCCAGAUCCUGACCACUCGUGCGCCGAGGUCCUCCACAGCCUGACACUCACCGGCCUCGCGUCCAAGAACCACGCCAAGAUGGCGCCGGGCUCGCGGCCGCCGCUGGGCUUCCUGGGAAAGCGGAAGCCGGCCAAGCACCCGCACUACGGCGGCUUCAGCCGCCACCACCGCUGGCUGCGCAUGCACAGCGAGACGCGGUCGCUGUCGCUGUCUGAGGGCGUUUACACGCAGCACCCGUCCCGGGCCUGCAGCCUGGCCCACGAGCCCGCAGAGACCCAGAGGCUGGGACCAGCCCCCGAUGGGCCCCGGAGCCUGGUUCUAGCCCACACCACGAGCCUCCCUGAGGAGGCGAAGAGCUGCCUCCAGGACCCGCGGCCUGCGGUACACCACAUCUACGUGGAGCCUUACUCCGCGGCCCUGGUGGACGCAAAGCCCUGGGUUGCCUUGAGCCCGCCCGCCGGAAGCCACUCUGGCCUGCGCAGCCCCACGGGCCCGGAGAUGAGCCCCGAGGGUCCGACCACGUCUCCGGUGUCAGAAAUACUCAGCAGCAUGCUUUAGGGAGAGUUCCUGUUCCUCCGCACGUCCCUGCAUUUUCCAUCACCCUCCAGCCCGCCCCCAACGUGUCCCCAUCCCUUUUCAAAUGGUUUGAAUGUUAAAACUCCAAAAGUUAUAGGUUCAAGGCCCUCUUUUUUAGAAAAGAGUUGGGUGGAGGUGAGAGUUGCCAGUGUUGUUCCCAUUUCAGGGCAUAGAAGAGCUUUUGUGUCAACAUGGAGUCCUAGACAACAACGGUUCAAACAUGCCGACCUGUUGGGGGGCACCCGUGCCUGAGGCAGGGCUACCUAAAGAGCCACCCUCAGUUCUGCAGCUGGCUCUGUAAUCUGACCUUUGGGUUUAGGGCU
Messenger RNA from Zalophus californianus (California sea lion), 3990 nucleotides. RefSeq names its product ankyrin repeat and fibronectin type III domain containing 1 (gene ANKFN1). Lineage: Eukaryota; Metazoa; Chordata; Mammalia; Carnivora; Otariidae. Bases 191 to 3649 code for a protein of 1152 amino acids. Gene Ontology annotation, molecular function: protein binding. The transcript is spliced from 21 exons. The record is from RefSeq and is a predicted model, not a curated record. Gene Ontology annotation, biological process: establishment of mitotic spindle orientation; regulation of establishment of bipolar cell polarity. Gene Ontology annotation, cellular component: spindle.